Rana temporaria (common frog) is the source of this 5442-nucleotide messenger RNA. It is a transcript of the gene ITGA8, whose product is annotated as integrin subunit alpha 8. Lineage: Eukaryota; Metazoa; Chordata; Amphibia; Anura; Ranidae. The transcript has 30 exons. The record is from RefSeq and is a predicted model, not a curated record. Gene Ontology annotation, biological process: cell-cell adhesion; cell-matrix adhesion; integrin-mediated signaling pathway. Bases 70 to 3225 code for a protein of 1051 amino acids. Gene Ontology annotation, cellular component: external side of plasma membrane; integrin complex. Gene Ontology annotation, molecular function: integrin binding.
GGAGUCAGUGAUCGCUGAUCAGUCCGCACAGCUCCGCUCUCCUCCGGACUCAUCACCGCCGCCUCCAGGAUGCUUCCCCCCGGGAUCUCGGCUCUGUCUCUGCUCACCCUGGCCAGCCUGUGCCCGCCAAUCCGAGCCUUCAACCUGGACACCGACAAGGUCACCGUCUACACCGGACCCCCCGGCAGCUACUUCGGAUACUCUGUGGAUUUCUAUACUCCGGACCCCCGAACGGCAAGUGUUCUGAUUGGAGCACCUAGAGCCAAUACCUCCCAACCAAACAUUGUAGAAGGAGGCGCUGUGUAUAAUUGCCCAUUCCCGAAGACGGGGACGACCGGAUGCAAACGCAUUCCAUUUGACAAUACUAGCAACAGGCACAGCAGGCUGAAUGGAACCAAACAGGCGGUCGAAUUCAAGUCAAAACAAUGGUUUGGGGCAAUGGUCAGGUCUCAUAAGGAAAAAGUUGUGGCCUGUGCACCUUUAUACCACUGGAGAAGCGUAAAAGAAACCAGUGAACGAGACCCGGUGGGGACCUGCUACAUUGCCAUUCAGAACUUCAGCUCAUACGCAGAAUACUCUCCUUGUCGCAACCGUAAUGCUGACCCUGCGGGACAAGGUUACUGCCAAGCAGGAUUCAGUCUGGAGUUUUACAAGAAUGGGGACCUGGCUCUUGGAGGACCUGGCAGCUUCUACUGGCAAGGACAAGUCUUCAGUGUCAGCAUUGCAGAAAUCAUUAGGGGUUAUUCCUUCAAGGACAUUUUACGGGAAGUGGUCAGAGAAAGAAGGACCAAAGUCGCUGACUCAACCUACGAUGACAGUUAUCUAGGGUACUCGGUGGCUGUGGGAGAAUUUACCGAUGAUUCUGAGCAAGAGUUGGUGGCUGGAGUACCAAAAGGAGAUCAAAAUUUUGGAUACGUCUCCAUCAUUGACUCCAGCCAGAUGAUCUACAUUUACAAUUUCACAGGUGAACAGAUGGCUUCGUACUUCGGAUAUACAGUUGCCGUGUCAGAUGUAAACAGUGACGGAUUGGAUGAUAUCCUGGUGGGGGCACCGCUCUUCAUGGACCGAGAAUUUGAGAGUAAUCCAAAGGAAGUGGGCCAAGUCUACCUCUACUUGCAGGAAAGAUCUCUUAUUUUUAAAGAUGCCCAAGUUCUGAUGGGGACUGAAGUGUUUGGAAGAUUUGGCAGUUCAAUUGCAAACCUAGGGGAUUUAAAUCAAGAUGGAUUCAAUGAUGUUGCGAUCAGCUCUCCAUUUGGAGGGGAAGAUAGAAAAGGACGAGUAUUUAUUUACAACGGGAACAGACAUGGAUUGAACAAGGGCCCUUCCCAGGUCCUAGAGGGGUCCUGGGCCUCUGGCACCCUGCCGGCUGGAUUUGGCUUCACCCUGAGAGGGGAUUCAGACAUAGACAAAAAUGAUUAUCCAGAUCUCAUUGUUGGAGCCUUCGGUGUAGAAAAAGUAGCAGUUUACAGGGCCCGACCUGUAGUUACAGUGGAUGCUCAGCUUUUUCUCAACCCUACGAUUCUGAACCCUGAGGUCAGGACCUGCCAGCUCUCCCUCCCAGACACCUCUGACAUCAUGGUGACUUGUUUUGCUGUGAAAGUCUGUGUACAAGUAACGGGACAAGGCAUUCCUCAUAAUAUAGUUCUUAAUGUUGAUCUUGAGUUGGACUGGUUGAAACAGAAAGGAGCCGUGAAGAGGACACUGUUCCUUGACCACAAUAAUGCGCAGCACACGUUUCAACUCGUAGUAGGACGGGAAAAGGAGACGCAGUGCCAAAACUUUGAUGUUUAUCUAAGAGAAGAAUCAGAAUUUCGAGACAAACUCACCCCCAUUACUGUCAGCUUGAAUUACAGUUUGGAUGAAUCUGCCUUCUUGAAUGAACUGGAAUUGAAACCAAUAUUAAACCGAUUUAGGGAGGCACGAUUACAGAAACAGGCACACAUUCUCGUAGAUUGUGGAGAAGACAAUAUGUGCAUUCCUGACCUGAAACUAGCGGCCCAAUUGGAUAAGAAACAGCUAAUUAUAGGAGAGGAAAACCACAUCCUGUUAACCAUAAAUGCACGGAAUGAUGGUGAAGGGGCAUACGAGGCUGAACUCUAUGUCAAUGUACCCGAGGAGGCAGAUUAUAUAGGCGUUGAGCGACACAUGGAGGGCCUGCGGCAACUUAACUGUGAAUACAAAAUGGGAAAUGACUCUCGGACGGUAGUAUGUGACCUCGGAAACCCCAUGGUGGCUGGAACCAAUCUCUCACUCGGCCUUAGAUUUAAUGUACAGAGGUUAGAAAAUGCAGAAAGCAUCAACUUUAGCCUAUACGUGAAAAGUUCCAAUAAGGACAACUCUCAAAGUAACUUUGUUAGUCUGGAAAUCCCUAUAACUGCCACGGCCCGGGUAGAGAUAAGAGGGGUGUCUCAUCCUCUUCACAUCAUCUUGCCCAUUGCCAACUGGGAACCCAAACAAAAGCCAUCCGAGGAGGGGGAAAUCGGGCCGCUGGUACAACACAUCUAUGAGCUUCACAAUAUAGGACCAAGUGCAGUUGGCGAGACACACCUCACCGUGGGAUGGCCGUCACAGAGCCGAGAAGAAUUUCUCCUUUAUGUGUUUAAAAUUGAUACGGAAGGACCAAUUACAUGUAACCCAAGUAUUGCCAUUAACACCUUGGACAUACAGCCGAGUAAAGCAGAAGCUACUCCAGGAUUAACGGCUUAUUUGCGUAACUCCAGCGUAUCUCAUGCAGUGAGUCGCAGAGACGUGCCUGUAGCCGAACCCCUCAGGCAUAUACCAAUCCCAACUAAACAGCUGAACUGCACGAAUGUGAAAUGUUUAACAAUCUCCUGUAAUGUGUGGCGUUUAAAUGGCGGUGAGCGCGCCCUUAUAAAGAUCAAAUCCAGGCUCUGGGCAGAGACGUUUUUACAGAGGAAGAAUGAUCAUUACGCAAUGACAGCAAAUGUAUCAUUUGAAGUCAAGAAGAUGCCGUACAACAUUCAGCCAGCAAAACUUCCAGCAGCCAGCAUAGCAAUAAAGACAUCUGUGAUUUGGGCCACUCCGAAUGUCUCAUUCGCCAUACCUCUGUGGGUUAUCAUACUUGCCAUAUUGCUGGGAUUACUGGUUCUAGCCAUACUUACACUUGUGAUGUGGAAGUGUGGAUUUUUCGACCGGGCCAGACCACCGCAGGAAGACUUAACGGAUGACACAGAAAAGUUAACAAACAAGGCUUCUGAAGCAUGAAUUGACAAAUUCUUUCUGACUGCAAUAUGGAAAGUUAUUUUUCUACCAAAAAGAUGCCUUCUUGAAUGUACCGCGUCAAUCAGAUGCUGAGUUGGUUCCAAGUGGUGCUGAACCAACCCCUUGAAAAGAUCUCAGAAAAGGUUUCACAUGAAUUUUACCAGGUUCUAUGUGCUGGGACACAAAAGAUGAAAACUUUACAGACUUGAAACUGAGGUCUCAUUAAAAACGUAACCGAAGGCAGUGCCUGAAUUACUGUACCUGUGGGAUUGUACAAGUCUACAACCAAAUCUAAAACCACUACUGUUCUGUGAACAAUACAGGAUUGACUCCAUGUUGGAACAGAACGCAAAUGCAUCACUGAGAAGGGAGUGCGGCAUUGAGUGACUGCUUAUAUGAAAGUGCCUUAAAAAAAACUGUGGGCAAUACUUUAUCAGGCGAAGCACAAAUCCCUAUUUCCUCUGCCAUACUUUCUAGAAACUAAGUAUAGAUGUUUUUUGGUAUUUUAUACAGUUGUGUGAAUGUUCUAAAGGUCAUGUCUUAUUAUAGAAUAUGUGCAAUGAAAAAUGAAUGACUCUUUGUGUGCUUGUUGCUGAUUCACAGUAAAGGGGGCCAUUUUAGGUAAGGUUGUAGCUAUGCUCACUAGGAUCGAGGGUACAAAGUAACUCAUACCUCCGAGACUUUGCUAUGAACAGAUAAAAAAUAAGGUUUUGCCACCAGAACUGCUACAGGCGCCCUGUGUAUUGUAUGUUUGUUGAAUGUAUGGUUGGUGGCUUCCAAUCAAGAAUGAUAAUUUAGAUGUAUUGCCAACAACACCGUCUUAAAUUGUGUACUGUAUAUCGUCUCAAAUUUGUGCCAGUGGAGCAGAAGAACUUAAGAUCACCUCUAUAUGAGCUGUUAAUUGCCUAAAAAGUAUAUCAUAUUGUAUCACUGCUAUUAAUAGGGUCAGCAAAGCAAGCACACAUAUCAAAUUUGACAGAAGCAGUGGGUGCUACAACCCUAUGCUUGACGUUCAACACAUAUUUGUUGCUAAACAUUACAAUUAGUACACCUUUAGAAACCACCAUUUUUGGGCUUCACCUGCUUCCUUUACAAAAAAAAAGUAUGAAACAUAAAGAGCAAACCAAUGAGACAUCUCAGGCACCAGUGAACUUGCGCCAAAGGUCUGGCAUCUGAUGUCCUUAUGUCAUAUCUGCCCUAUGUUGCACCAUAUAUGCCCAUUGCUGGUUGCUAAUCAACUUGCACUAGGGUAUAGAAACACUUUUCUGUGUAGCUGCUUGAUUCUACUUCAAUUUUCCUCAUUUGAAUGGGAUUAAACAAUUAGAUUUUCCCAAACCUGCUCUUCCAAUAUUAGAUUCUAGCAUGUUAAAGUAUAUGAUGGGUUCAUCCAUGCCUUGUGGAUUCCACUGGUGAGAUACUGUAUUAUCAUCAGAAUCUUUAAUAUAUUUGUUAUUUUAUAACAAGAAAACAUAAAACAUCCAUUGCAUUAUGGGGACACAAAGAUCUCCCCAUCCUUCAGGGCUCCAAUGUUGUGUUAAUAGGCACAGUCACCAACAUUUCUGAUUUAAACAGUGAAAGGUGCCCAGGAUCGGUAUAUACAAAUGUCUCAUAAAUAUAAAUAUAAGAGUUAAACUGACAUUGACUCCAUAUUGUUGUCCAGCUUGUGUGGAAGAACACAUCUGUCCUUGGGCUAGCAGCUAAUUUGGCACAAUGUAGACUUCCGUUCAUUUUUUUCUGUGCAAUAUAUUAUAAAUCUGAGGGCAUGUUUACACUGGUAUCACUGCAUUGUUUCUAUAUGUAUGAUGUGAUAUUGUCAAGUAUGGGCGUGUGGUUUGUUUUCAAAUCCAAAGAAAAUUGCAAUACUGUUUUUACAUUGUCCAUAUUUCCUUAACUGUACGUUUUAGCCUGAAAAAAAAGGAAUAUUUUAUAAUGAUGAAUUAUCUGUAAGGAAAAGCAGACUUAAUGUUAUUUUCAGACCAUGUUUAUUGGAAACAACAGACUAAUCAACUGAAUGUAUUUUCCAUAUUGGUCUUAUCUGGCUUGUGUACCUCUGUGCUGAUUAUGAAAGACUUUUUUUUCCAUCAAAAAUUUUUUAUAAGCCGAUCACUUGCAAAACUAACAAAGAUUACAGGAAUUCUGGGAAAUGCUUGACAACAAACAUAUUAAAAGCCUAUGCAAUGUGUGAAAACUUCAUUUUUCAUUAAAAAGCAAAUAAUUGUA